Molecule: messenger RNA, 5890 nt
Organism: Scaptodrosophila lebanonensis
Lineage: Eukaryota; Metazoa; Arthropoda; Insecta; Diptera; Drosophilidae
Gene: tacc
Product: flocculation protein FLO11
Exons: 11
Coding region: 461-4453 (1330 amino acids)
Biological process (GO): cerebral cortex development; cell population proliferation; mitotic spindle organization
Cellular component (GO): cytoplasm
Source: RefSeq, a predicted model, not a curated record
AGUAAAGACAAACGACACCGGACGUCGCGUCGGCGUCAUCCCCGUCUACAAAAUCCGAAAAAUCUGUGAAAUGCGUGGCGAGGCGUAAAAAUCUGAUCGAUUAUUCAAUAUGCAGAUCAACAAUAACACGAGAAUUUAAACGUUUACGAACCUUGUGGAGAAGUAGACGAGCCUUGUGCUGUCAUAAGAAAACAAAACGCUAAAGAAAACUCAAUUAAAUAAGGCAACAAAUUGAAAUAAAAUAGCGCAACAAUUAUUUUUUUAAAAACAUAUUUUACAUAUAUACCCAUAUACUAGAUAUAUGUACAUGUAUUUUGAUACUUAAAAUUGGUGUCGAGCAGUGAACCGUUAAAUGUCUUGAAUUUAACAAAACCAUAAAUAAAACAAAAAACACAUACAGAAAACUCUUGAAGUAAUUCGUGCGUUAAGAUUCUCGACAUAAUUAAAUGCAAAUUGCGCCAUGGAUUUUAUUUCAAACAUAAUUAAACGACCCAUGAGUAUUGUACUACCCGAUCCAAGUCCCAGCUCCAGUUCAUCAACAACCGCCAUAUCAACGGGUAUGCAGAAUCAAAAGGAAAAGUCACCAUCGCCUGGGCCCAAUUCGCCACUCAUUGCCAGAGCCAUGAAUCGUUCAAUCAACACGGAACUGACGGAUCUCUUGGACUCGGCAGCUCUAGACUUAGUGCGUUUGGACCAGCAGCAGAGUACUCACAGUGUCCAUAAAGAAAAUCCAAAUAAUUCAUAUACCGAUCAGAAGCCAGUGGACCCCAUGACUCCAAUCAAUAACCGAGAGACCAUUCAGCAGCUCCUCAACGAAAUCAAUUUCAAUUUGAAUCAAGUUAGCAUCAAUGAAAUGGAACAUCUACAGGCUAUGAGCGAGGAGCUCAGUCCGCUGGCUAUGAAGUCCCCCAAUCACGUUAAGCCGCUGGCAGCGGUGCGACCAUCACUGCCGGGCACGCCCACAACGCCCACCACAACAGAUCCAGCAUCGGGCGAGGCAAGCUCAACGCUCGAGCACUAUAAGUUGAAUGCCGAUGCGAAUGGAGGCUUAUCGAAAGGCGCUGAAAUAACAGGCUUUAAAUUUACGGGUUUGCCGGAAUUCGAUGAGACAAAAAUUCCCGAACUGGCGCCUCUCAUCGUAGAUAUGGAAGCACAACUCAAAGGAAAUCAUAGCGGUAUCAGUCCCGCAUUGCCACUGAGCUCGACCAUGAAGCUUUUGGAGCAGGAUUAUAACUCUGACUCGGAUGUCUAUGUCGAGUGCAUGUCACUAAACAGUGAGAAAUUCUCUGCAGAUCCAUCGGAGUUAGAAACUUACCGCAGUGCACUAAACGAGCAAUUGGAACGUCAGUUAACGGGGGGCUCAAGGGAACCAACGCUGGGUGAAGCGACCAUUGCCGCAUCGCACAACUGCAGCUAUGAGCCCAUGGAUGUGGAUGAUAUCAACGAUACAAUGGAAAUGAUAAAGGGUGUCUUGGAACCGGAGGAUCACCAGUUUUUGCAGCAACAAGUACUGAGCGAAGCACAGCACACGUCUGAGGAAUUCAACCCAGAAGAGCAGAUAUUGGAGAAGCCAGCGGAAGUUUCUCAGGAACGUCAGAACACUGAGCAGGAGGCAGCCAUAGGGGAAAAAACCGAAACACAGUUACAGCAGGAGCAGGUGCUGGCCACUUCAACGGAAUGUGUCGAACAAAAAAGGUACGAAGAGGAGCGCAUUCAGCCAAAAGAGGAAAGCAAGAGUGUGGAGCCAGCUGCUUCAACCUCACAGCCUAUUCCUAGCCUGCAGGCGGCAACUUCAGCUUCCUUGGAACCGCUUUCGCCACCUGUACCGACGUUGCAAAGACAACAAUCUCCAGAACUGGCACCCACACCCUCCAUUGAAGUGCUGCCGUCAUCAAUAGUCGAAAUACCCGUUCCCGCCCAGACAUCUGAAUCGCCUGAUCCCCCACUUAAAGCUGUAGGUCCUCCAUCUGUUUCGACUGCUGCAGUAUCGCCGCCUAUACCCACACAUCGUCCCAAAACUGUUUCCGAGCUGGAACUUAUGGCGUGGAAGGAUACGCCAUUGCCACCAUCGCCAACACAGGAUGAUGAUUCUGAUCGCGCCAGGAGCCCAUCACCCGCGCCGUGUAAAUCUCCACUCACAUUGGAUAUGACCAGAUCCAUAGGAAGUUCUGGACGUGCUUCAGCACCUGCUUCACCUACCUUCCCCCUUAAAACGGCGGAGUCACAUACAACAGCAGACCACUUCCCACGCUCUCCAAAUGCACCACCAGAACAGGAACAGAUGAGCUAUUUGGAGAAGGCCAUUGUCCAACCAUCAAUAGAGCGGAAACUAAGCACGCCAAUCUUUCCUAAAUCGCCAGUGUCCAUACAAAUAACACAGCCUAGUCCGGGAAAGGAUGAACAACUAAACGAUACCAUGCCCAUGUCAUUCACCUCCUCACAGGGUGGAAGCCCUGCACCAAGUGUGCUGUUGAAUGGCACUUUUGACGGAGAACCUGGUGCACGCGCCGAGUUUGUAGGUGGUGUUAUACUCCAUGCAGAUGCUAGCAGUUUGGAGCGUCACACUAGUCCAGUUGAGGGUGUGCUAAUCUCUGCUGCAAAAAAUUCAGAGCAACGCACAUUUAACACGAACGCUUCGGAAGAACAGAGCAGACGCACAUUUAGCCUGUCCGAGGAACAAAAUCAUUCUCGUCGCACUUUCAACUUAACAACAGAUUCAACUGAGAAUGUCCCACUCCACCCUGAUACGAAGCAAGAGGGGCAGGAACAGUGCCGCCGCACAUUCAAUCUUAGCGGAGAGGAGGAUCAUGCACGGCGCACUUUUUCACUUCCCACCGCAUCGGAUGAAUUGGAACAGAUGGCAUCACCCGCUUUUGAGGCCACCGAGGAAACAGUUGGCAAUGAGGACUUUGAACCCAUGGACGUAGAUGUUUCAUUCCGGGCACAGAUAACGGCACCAACGACAUCGGUCUCUCCACCCAUACCCACACAUCAGGCAAAAAAGGGUCUGACAAUGUCAGAAUAUCCCGAAACUCAAGCUGUCUCCCCACCGUUGCCAACGCAUCAGCGAAAGGAGCCACAAUUAUCACCUCCCUUGCCGACCUUGCUGAAACGCCCAACCAUCGAGGUUGUGCAGAAUUCGCCAACAGGUGCCAAUGUCACCGUCGUCCUGGACGAGCAAAUGCUUUCGGCCAAAGAGCAGGCAACAUUGAGUGCCAGUGAUGAGAAAGAUGAUGUUUUCGUGGAGCACUUUGGAGCUCUCUCACCAGUAACGGAUGAUAUCUUCAAGGCCCCGCAAUACACAAGCAGUACCUUCGCCAGCAUGACUGCAGCAGCGGCCAAAGCGGCGAAUAACGAAGGUAGCGCGCAAGAGGAGCAGUUCCUGGACGGGGCCUCAAACAGCAACUUAAUAUUCAAUUCAUCCGAUCUCGAAUAUCUGUACACAAAAGGCAGUCACAAUGGACCCGUGGAUCGGAGCUCAUUGCUGUUAAAGUUUGAUCCGCUGCUUGGUACACCCGUACCUGCGAAUCCGCAGCUUAAUUUACUGGGUUUCAAUUACAACAACAAUAACAACUUACGUGCCCUCAGCCCCACAAUUGAGGAACACGAGUCAAGCGGCAGUAAUCAAUCGUUUGUCAUCGAACAGCCAGAGUAUAGUGCCAAAAAAGCAAAGGAUUUUGAAUUCAAGCCGCCAGUGGACAGAACAAAAAAGCAUGCUAAAAUGAGUGUCGAAGUGAUUGGUAACGAUUGUAACAAAACCUUCGAUAAUCCCAACCUAAACACAGAAGACAAGGCCAACAACUAUCAUAACAUGGAUGAAUUGGAAAAGAAAAUCAAAAAUGAAGUCACCAAAUCGGAGGAUAUAGAAAAGAAACUGAAAGAGGCAGAACAGCGUGAAGAGGCGCUCAUCAAACGUAUAACAGAAAAGGAUAAAACUAAUGCAAAACUCAACGGCGUUAUCGAAGCGUAUGAGAAAGCCAUUGCGGAACUUAUCAACGAAAAAGAGAAACUGGUACAAACCUAUGAGAGGCAAUUAAUGGAGGUACAGACAGAUCGUGAUUCCAAUUAUCAUCACUUAACGUCGCUGGAAACGACAUUCUCUGAUCUGCACGUCAAAUAUGAGAAGAGCAAAGAGAUGACUUCACAACUCAAACAAAUCGAGGAGAAUUUGCUGACGGAGAAGAAACAAACUAUGGAGAAUUUGCGACUGCAGGAGCAGCGCUAUGAAAAAAUGAAAAGUCAUGCCAUGCAACAGUUGGAAAUUGCCAACAAAAAGCUGGAUACCAUUACAAAAGAGCAUGCGGAUGAGGUGAAAAAACUAAAAGCUUUACUCAAAAAGGAGGAGGUCUCACGGGUCUCCAUUGCCGAGCAGUUGCAACAGAAAUCGCGCGAGAAUGCGGAUUUGGUUAAAAUAUGCGAGGAACUCAUUUAUGGCAAAGGACAAGAUUUUUAGUUGCCGUCUUGUAGUUUACCGUUAAUUUGUAUUAACUACCAGUACCACCCGCCUUCUCCAAAACACACAUAACACACCCAAGCUACUCACACAGACAUAUGCACACCGGCCGCCCAAUAGAAGAUGUGUGAUGAGUCGCGAUAUGGUGAUGAGCAGCAAAUGCGUUCCACAUGCGUUUGCGAAUACAAUAAUUUAUUUUAAACAAAUUGUAAAAACUUUGCGAAUCGUUAUAUCUCUCCUUUAUAUACAUGCAUACAUAAAUGUUCUGUCGAAUCUAUUUCUAUGUUUUCAACACGCCCAUUUCAAAUGAUAUUAAAGUGCUGCGCAUUUUUUGCUUAAAAAUUCUUGGCAAUUUUUCUGUCAAAAUGUAGACAGCGGCGUAAACAACAAAAAUCCAUAAAAAUAUUGUUUGUUCUUUGUAUUUGAUGCAACCCCCAUUUAAAAUGAGAUAAGAAAAACAGCGCACGAACGCGAGCGCCUUUACUAAAUAUCUAAGUUACAAAUUUAGUUUAAUAUAAAUUAAUAUCUUUUAAUAGUUGUAUUAAGCAUAAUUCUUACCACUUAAUUAUGUAUUAGUACUAAAAAGAAACAACAAAAAACAAACUGAAAACCAACACAAGCGUAAAAAACAAAUUGCGAAUCAUUAAAAUCACAACAAAAACAAAAAGCAUAUAUGCAUUAAAACAAGAAAUGUGUAUUUAUUUUCAAUUUGCAACAGCUUAUCGAAUUUUAUUUUGCAACGCACUAGAAAUGAAUGAAUGCCUUAAAAAGAAUUGUUAAAAAACCGUUAGAAGCGCCAUUUACAGUUACAUUAAACACGACACUUUUGAGCACUUAACUACAAAGCUUUGUAGAAAUGCAAUAAACCCCUUGCCCACAUUAGCGUAGCUUUUGAGUAGGGCGUUUUUUGAUUUGUUUACCUUCUUGAGAACUCUACAAAAACUUUACUUCCAUUAAGUAAUUGACUAUAAGAAAAACCAUGCAAUAAUAAAGCAUAAUGAAAAUAAAUUGUUGAAAGUGAGUUAAAAAACAAUUUGGAAUGCGAAUGAAAACGGUGAAGCGGUGUCACACAAAAAAAUUGUAUACAAAUUUGUACCCAGUCCAUGUAUAAUCAGAAAUUAUAUACAUACAUAACAACUACUAUAUAUACGACAUACACAUAUAUAUUUUUCUAAAAAUGAGGCUACCCCCAGGUAUAUAUACAUAUACGUACAUACGAGCAGAGGCGCUUUUUAAUGAUGACUAUAAUUAUGAGAAAAGGGGGAGUUGGAUAUAUCAAAUGCGCUGUAAAAACAACACAUAAAUAGUAUUAAAGCCUGCAUACAUAUUGAAUACAAAUACUCAAAAGACAAUUCGAUUUCCCAUGUGGAUAAUGUAUGUAAAGGUGAUGAAAAAGUUGCAUAAUUAAACAAAUAAAUAUGAACUUGUAAACCAAAA